AUGGGGAGUGACCAAUUCGGAGCUCAGGUUAUGAUUCACACUACAGACCCAGCAAAACAGCUGACCACAAGCCGUAUUGAGUAUGUCGAGUUCUAUCACGUUGGACAAGCUUUCCGAAUUGGUCGCUAUCCGAUAAACUUCCAUGCAACAGGCGAUAUGUUGGAAUCUUACGUUCGUGGAUGUAGUAUUCACCGAUCAUUUAAUCGUGCUAUCAACAUUGUAGAUACACAAAACCUUCUCGUUGACAGUAAUGUGAUUUACGACAUCAAUGGUGGAGCUAUAGUUUUGGAAGAAGGAUCUGAGACAGGAAAUAUAAUUCAGUACAAUUUAGCUUUGCUUGCCAAAUCCACUGUUAAGUUAUUGGUGAAUGACAUUACACCAGCAACAUUCUGGAUUACAAACCCUAACAACACUGUGCGUCAUAAUACUGCAGCUGGUGGAACACACUAUGGAUAUUGGUUCAAUUUGGAUUCCGUAUCUGGUACUCAUUAUCCACAGAUGACACCUUUUGCUGAAUUUUACAAUAAUACUGCACAUUCGUUCGGAUGGGAUGGUUUGACAAUAUAUCCGAAGUACAUUCCACGUGUGAUGUUUGGAAUAAACUCAUAUUCGUCAUCGCCAAAAGCUGUAUUAUUAGAAGACACUUUUAUAUGGAAUUGUGAAAAAGGACUUGUUCUCACUGAUAUAGGGGCCAUACAGGUCAAAGGGUUAGUCGCCGUUAAUAAUGUUGAAGCUGGAUUUACAGGGGAUCUAAUAGUAGACGGAAACGAAUAUGCCGACGACGGACCUCUGAUAGAAGACUCAUUAAUCGCCGGUCACGUUUCUAGUCUUCCGACACUAGGAUGUACCAAAGGUGGCGUUGCAUCUCCCUACAGAUAUGGCUUCACGAUUCGUAAUGUCACCUUUGUCAACUUUGACCAACCUGAUUGUGCAGCAUUGACAGUUACUAAGACACCUGACAGAUGUUCCGGAAACUGUGGUGGGUUUUUAUACAAAACUCAGAAUCUAACAUUCCUAAAUGUAGAAAAUCGCAUAAAGAACGACUGGAUUUGGGAAUCUGUCUUCGAAGACGCCGAUGGAAGUCUUUGUGGAUAUAAGUCAUGUAAGGUUGUAUCUUGUAGUGGAACAUUACCCCCUAAUUGUACCGUGUUUUCAAACUCAUCGACAAUUUCUCUAUGUGUCUGUCCGUCAGACGUCACACUUAUCAGAGUUGCUGUUGUUAGGUUUGUUGUCGAUGGAUAUAACAGAUAUCCUACUCUCUUUUUAACCAAUAAUUUUGGAACAACUGUAAGCAAUUACCGUUCAAAAGCCAUAUUACCAUCAUCGGGUUGGAUGUCAUAUUUGGUGUCAGAGGAACCCUACUUUUGGCAUCUUUCUUAUCCGGCGAAAAUGACAAAUGUGUCUUGGGAUGGAUAUUUCUAUAAAAUGCAGUAUGGAGAUCAUGUAAUGAUAACACAGACGUUGCGAGGUGAACCAGACAGGUUUUUUAUAAAUAAUAAUGAACGUAAUCCUGUGAAUGAAACAUUAGACCCGGCGACACAUUAUCAUGGUGACUGGCAGUACAACGAAACAACGGGCAAUAUAACAAUUCUUGUGUCAUAUAGACAGCGUGGACGCAUUAUUGAUGAGGGACCAAGGGAUAUAUAUGUUUCACUACAAAUAACCAAGUGUUUAUACCGUGGAUGCAUCUACCCUACAUCACCACCUACAACGACACCAGCGCCAGCGUCAACGUUACAUACGAACUGGUCAUCUCCUACGUCAUGGCCCAACGACACACUUCCCGUUACUGGAGAUAACGUGAAUAUCACAAAGGGAAUAUGGAUGAAAGCCGACACGGUGAUACCAACGCUUAACCUUGUCGUUAUAUAUGGCGUCUUGGAGUUCGACCAUGGUCCAGAAAAUGGUUCUUACCGCAUAUUCACUUUCAGUGCAAGGGACAUCAUAAUAAUAGGGGGGAAACUCAUAAUCGGUUUACCAGCUGACCCCUUCCUCGGUCAUAUAGACAUUAUAUUGCGAGGCCAGAGACACAACUCAGAGACACGACUGGAGCAUACCAAUAUACCGAUAAAUGCCAAAUGUCUCGGUGUUUAUGGCGGUCUCGAUCUACAUGGCAAGGGCACUGGUAUAACAUGGACAAGACUAAACAGAACAGCAAAUCCCGGUGAAAGUGAGGUGACACUUGUACAAAACGUGACCUGGGAGAUCGGGGAUGAAAUUGUCAUCGCCCCGACCAGUUAUGACAUAUGGGAAACGGAAACAUUCACUAUCAAUAACAUUUCUGACGACGGCUUCACUUUAUCAUUGAACGAUUCCCUACGAUUCCGACACAUAGCUCACGAAGAAAUGAUCAAUGGUAAACAUAUUAUAAUGGCAUCUGAAGUGGGACUUCUGACCAGAAAUAUUCGACUUCAAGGGGAGGUAAACAGUGCCGACAUGUACGGUGGAAAAGUGAUAGUCGGAACGGCGGAGGCUAACGGUAGUAUCUAUAAAGGUUACGCAAGUCUCAGCAACGUCGAGUUCCAUCUCACAGGCCAGAAAGAGUACACUCACGUUAUUCAUAGGCAGUUUUCCUUGCUGUAUAGGAACGCCGCGAAAGUCACUGAAAACACAUCGUCAUCUGUGACUAAGUGUGUUUUCCACGACGGUUUUUCACCAGCUAUUGGAGUGUAUGAAUCAAACGACCUCGUUCUGAUAGACAACGUCAUUCAUCACUCGUCGAUGCAAGCAAUUAAAAGCCAAUCAUUUAAUACAACGAUUCAGCGAAAUCUAAUUGUAUUGGUAACUGACAGUAGACUUACUUUCGGAGCAAUACAUGGACUUCAAGGACGACACAUGAAAAUCAAGGACAAUGUCGUCACCGGAACAUAUGGAGUCGCUUUUCACGUCCCCGGUGUUGAAUGUGGCGCCACAGCCGGUGGAGUAGGAAACGAGGCACACAGUUCUGCAAUAGGUGUCGCCGUGUACCCUGACGAUGAUUUAGUUCAAAGCUCGUGCUACCAAAUAUCAAACUAUUUUAUCUGGAAAUGUCGUGAUAUCGGAAUAUACUACAACAACCGACUGUCUGUGGUUACACGGAACAAUGUUCUGAUAGAAAAUACGCUGGGACUGUAUCACUCAGUUAUUGGACCUAACGCUGUUAAUCACGAGUAUGCCACUAAAUAUUGCAACAUAACUCACACUCUUAUCAUCGGCGCAACCUCGUCGUUUGAUUGUACAUCUGACCGAAUCAACUCCACUGGUAUUUCUACACAGUAUAGAGCCGGGCACGUUGGUAUGGAUUUCACUUCAUUUAUGCAAGGAACUAAUGGUGCUCCUAGUUCCUCUCUGGUUGGAAUCAAGACCUAUCCUGCAAUCAUGGGGGCGACUAAUGUCGAUGGCGUUACUUUCGCACAUUUUAACACGGUAUGUGGUAUUAAGGAUAUCAUGAUUACAACGAACAAGGCUAACGAUGACGGACAACACCCAGUGAUUACUAAAAGAAUCAUAGUCUAUCAGUCGGACAAUCACAAUUUUUUCUUCAUUGAUCGGCCAAAUAUUGAAAAAAUAAACCCGAGUGACUGUGUUGAUAUGGACUGUGAUGGAUUGAAAAAGGCGCUUAUAAAAGAUCAAGAUGGGUCCUUUCUUGGAACAAAGGGUGCUGUCAUAUCCCAGUCGGAAUGGGAGUGGAACGGUGAUUCGCGAAGAGGACUAGGGGACUACAAAAUACCCAGAGAAAUGCUUACUACAUUGGAGGGUAUACGUGUCAAUGUCAGUAGCAUCGCACCGCACAAAGGAAUUGUACGAAAUGAUCAGUGCCAAUACCGAACUGCCUGGCAAGCCUACGAGUGUCACGACCUUGACUAUCAUAUGCUGAUAAUAGAGAGUAUGGACCCCGAUACAGAGACUCGGCGUCUGUCUCCAGUCGGAAUACUUGGAGACAAGUAUUUGGAUCUUAUUAACGGACCCCAAGACCACAGCAGUUGUAAACAUAUGGCAUGUCGGAAAAGACUCUCUACAUUUAUGGCUAUUGUCGCUAUAGGAAGACAAUAUUUAGUACACUUUAGCAGCACAAGCCCGCAGGAGCUCCGACUUUUCCUGUUAAAUUCAAAUGAAGACGAGGCUGUGACUCUUGGUAUUUGGUACUCGCAGUCUAACCGCCGAGACGUAUACACUGGUGAUGAUCUUGUACUAGCACAAAACGCUAAGAUAGUAAAUGGAAAGUAUAUAGUUAACCCUCCAAGUUUUGUAGGAGAAUUUGUUCCCGUAUCAAAUUCUACUGAUGCUACAGGAACAAAUUAUUUUGACAGAGAUUUAAACAUAUUAUAUGUUUUAGUCAGAGGAAGCAACCCAGUAAAGAUUGUUACAAAUCCUAGUUUUAUAGUGUCUUUUCAAAUCCCUGCAUUAACACCAGAGGAGUUUUAUGGGGAAUCAUUGAUACGUAAUUUAGCUGCGUUCUUCGACGUGCCUCCGGAGAAGAUCAGAGUGGUCAACAUUGUCAGGGAGACUACAAGACGGAAACGUGCUGCGUCUGAAGAUAUUACGAUACAAAUAGAAAUCAGCGACCCUCCAGCUACAACUGCAAACGCAACGGUCAACGAAACGAUGUCAACAGAUGCUCUCAUGAAUAUGUCGGCGAAGUUUAUCAAUGAGGUACAAGGUGGAGGAGAUAUGAGCGAAACACUUAACAUCACUCUUAAAAGCAUUGCCAUAAAUGAACCGAUUCCCGAUCUUAGCGAUGAAACACCACUAGAAGUAAAGGAUUCUCCAAAAAACUCAAAAGGCAUGCUUAGGGUUCCUAAAGCGAUGAAAUUGGUGAUAGAACCGGUACCGACACACGAAACAGCACUGUUUGCGACACAACCGUGCUUAAGGUUCUACGACGAACAGGAUAACGAAAUAGAAAAACUUGGCUCAAUCGCUGACCCUUGGAAAGUUACAGCUACUUUGUCACCAAGACGCUCCCAGCCUAAAGCUCAUCUCUAUGGAGGAACGACUACGGAAAUAGUAGGGGGCUGGGCAAACUUCACUGGUCUCCGGAUUUCGCACUACGGCACAAAGUUUUCUAUUGCUUUUAAAAACACAUAUCCUGUCGGCAAAAAACCAAUGACAGCUCAAUCCAGUUUAUUUUCUGUUGCAAAAUUAACUGGUCAUAAAUGGAAAGCUACGGUUGAUGUAAAUAAUAAAACAGGCACCGAAGAUGUCAUAGCAGGUUCAAGAGAAGUGCAGAUUGAUCCUACAACUGGUGAAGGUGUGUUCGAUUCUUUGGGCUUUGAUCAGAUAGGUAUCUACUAUUUGACAGUUCAUGUGACGUCAUCACCAGAGGAGUAUGACAUCUACGGGAAUGUGAAGGUUCAAAUGCUCCAUAACAAUCAAUUUAACUUAUUGAACGAUAGUAAAGCUAUUGUAACUAAUGUGACAAUGGUGUUCAAAGAAAACUACAGCGCAGUGGUAGGAAACAGCAGCGAUCAAUUCGGAGAAAUGGUGGUCGAUUUUCUCACUAAGAAAUACCCGGAUGUAUUAUUCGAUGCAGUGACGGUGACAGAAGGGAGUAUAAUCGUUACCUGUGUAUUGCACGGACAUCCGAUUACCACCAACACCACAAUAUUGUCCCUUGCUGAAGAUGUUGCGUCUGGCUUGAACUUCACCUUCAACGGCUUCAAUAUGCAAGUGGCAGAACAACUGCUACUAAAUGGAACAUCUAUGUAUCCUACAACACCAAUCAUCCGACAAUCUACCUUAUCAACCGACAAUGGACAAAACACCCCUACAACGGACAUUGAGCAGACUAAUUCAACAACCGACAAUGGGCUGUCUACCACAACAAUCAGGGACAAAGAUUCAGGGGUACCUCCUUCCAGCGACGGACUUUCCCAUACAACGCUGAUUGUGAUUGUCAUCACACCAUUGGUGUUUCUGCUAGCAAUAAUUUUCUUCGUCAUCUAUAUCAAAUCCAAAAGAGCGGUUAACCCGAAUCCAGGAGAGUUUUUAAUGAAAAACCUAGCUGGAAGUUUCGGUGACGGAAGAAAUAAUUCGAACAAAACAAAGGAGUUUUCAUUCCAAUCGUCAACACGUAUGAACUCUACAAACAAAUCUAACCAACUGUCUGUGACCAAUCAGCAAGGUAGUUUAAAUGUUAAGCCGUCCAACUUGUACUCCGAAGUUGGAAGCCAGCCGCGAAUAUCGUUCCCUGGAAGCAUACGGUCAAAUCGAACGGCGGACUCCAACCAAUACUUGAACAGGUUGUCCUUCAGCGACAAGGAUCUUGGUUCCCUCCACUACUAUACAGGUAAUGGGCGUUGGAGGUCGGAAUCAACUGAGGUUUCGAACGAUAGUUUGAAACAUUGA
Molecule: messenger RNA, 6327 nt
Organism: Mizuhopecten yessoensis (Yesso scallop)
Lineage: Eukaryota; Metazoa; Mollusca; Bivalvia; Pectinida; Pectinidae
Product: fibrocystin-L-like
Exons: 18
Coding region: 1-6327 (2108 amino acids)
Source: RefSeq, a predicted model, not a curated record